This is a messenger RNA of Trematosphaeria pertusa, 535 nucleotides long. RefSeq lists its product as uncharacterized. The coding region runs from base 210 to 497 and encodes 95 amino acids. Lineage: Eukaryota; Fungi; Ascomycota; Dothideomycetes; Pleosporales; Trematosphaeriaceae. The record is from RefSeq and is a predicted model, not a curated record. The transcript has a single exon.
GAAUACCCAAUCCACGCUCCUGUCCAGCGGUUGAGCAACAUCAGAGCAUCUGAAAUCAAAGUCUGCAAUAAUCACCUCACUCCUCGUUCCCUUUUUCCGUUUUAGUAUUGGCUCCAUCGUUGAGACUCCAGCCCCCAUCGCCCAGCCUGUAGGUACCUUUUCUUACACCACCUUCACCGGAAGUCUUAAAUUUGCGCAUAUUGCUGUAUAUGAGCAUCUUUUACCGAGCGAGAAUGGACUUCUUACUCCUUGGGGUAACGUGUAUCAAGGAACCUGGAGCAGCCGCGGCUUUGCUGCACACAUCAUUAACAGCUCGGAUCCUUUGCAUGGAGUCCAGCACUGCGUUACCUGUGGCUCAGAUCCGUUCAGAAGGUCUACAUGCUCCUAUGUGGCACCCAUCGCGACUACCGCGGCAAACGAGAAACUCGCAGCGUAGACUUUACCCUACAAGAAUGAAUAUCCAACCUACUGAUCACACAAAUCCAAGGCCUCCGUAAACACCUCACAUCCACGCUCCAAUAACGUCAGCGCCAAA